Rana temporaria (common frog) is the source of this 1493-nucleotide messenger RNA. RefSeq names its product RRAD, Ras related glycolysis inhibitor and calcium channel regulator (gene RRAD). The record is from RefSeq and is a predicted model, not a curated record. The coding region runs from base 82 to 984 and encodes 300 amino acids. Gene Ontology annotation, cellular component: plasma membrane. The transcript has 5 exons. Lineage: Eukaryota; Metazoa; Chordata; Amphibia; Anura; Ranidae. Gene Ontology annotation, molecular function: GTP binding; GTPase activity; calcium channel regulator activity. Gene Ontology annotation, biological process: negative regulation of high voltage-gated calcium channel activity.
UCCGCACUCAGCCUAUCACAGGGACAUUACUGCAUAGGACUUCUCCCUGGGAUUAUACCCGACACUCUGCCAGCCACAACAAUGACCCUGAACCGCAGCGACCGGAUCAAAAGCCUGGAGAAGAGACGGGGCAGCAUGCCACUCGCCAUGCACCAGCAGCUCCACCGGAGGAGCAUGCCAGCUGACGACAAGGAGCUCCGAGGAAAAUCUCCUGCCGGGGAGCUCUCCAAACUAGUCCGCUACCCCUCCUACAACCCGGCCGACGAGCAACGUGAGAGCUGGGCCUCCGACUCUGUCAUAUCCUCGGGAAGUGACUCCGAAGACCACCUCUUCAAGGUCAUCAUGCUCGGAGAGCAUGGAGUGGGCAAGUCCAGCCUGGCCAGGAUCUUCGGGGGUGUGGAGGAUCUUCAGGAUGUAGAAGAAGCAGGAAACACAUAUGACAGAUCGAUAAUGGUGGAUGGGGAGGAAGCCAGCCUACUGGUCUUCGAUAUUUGGGAGCAGGAUGACAAUCACUGGCUCCACAACCAAUGUAUGAAGAUGGGGGACGCCUAUGUCAUAGUGUACUCCGUGACCGACAAAACCAGCUUCGAAAAAGCCUCCGAACUCCGAAUCCAACUGCGACGAGCUCGCCAGUCCGAGGACAUCCCGAUUAUCCUGGUUGGCAAUAAAAGUGACCUCGUCAGAUCGCGGGAAGUGUCUGUGGAUGAGGGCCGGGCCUGCGCUGUCGUGUUCGACUGCAAAUUCAUCGAGACCUCGGCCUCCCUGCACCACAACGUCAAGGACCUGUUCGAGGGCAUCGUGCGCCAAAUCAGACUGCGCAAGGACAGCAAGGAGGACAACGCCCGGCGAAUGGCGAGCAGCAAGAGGCGGGAGAGCAUAGGCAAGAAAGCCAAGAGGUUCCUCGGGAAGAUUGUGGCCAAAAACAACAAGAAAAUGGCUUUCAAACAGAAGUCCAAAUCCUGCCACGACCUGUCCGUGCUCUGAGCGCCCCCCCCUCCCCCAAUACUGGACUUGAUCUUCUGUGACCAGGAGACGUAGAAGGCGAUAGACUAACCCAAAUUAGAACUCAGAUACUUGUUUCUAAUUUAUGCCUUAAUAAGAAAAGACUUGACAACGUUGCAUUACGAGUUCUGUGGCGGUCGGACGAUUGCGCCCACGAGCAACUUUGUGCCUCCUGACAUGCUCUGUGUCUGACCGGUUGCUUUGGGCUCGGAGGAAGACGCCAUUAUCUACGUUUGUUUUAAAACUUGAACAUUUUUGUACGCAGGUCCGUACAGACUUUUUUUUUUUCCUUUUCUCUUUUUUAUUUUUAUUUUUCGGUUUCUUACAGUGAGCCAUCACAGGAAUCACGUGGGCGCCGACGCCUCGGGACGGACAUGUAGGCGACUGUAAUUUAUGAACUGUAUUGCACUUCCAUUGAUUGUUUUCAGACGGUUUUACUAUUUGUUUACAGGCAGAUUUUGUAAUAAACUAUUUACUGUAAUUAAAAAAAA